Messenger RNA from Rhipicephalus microplus (southern cattle tick), 876 nucleotides. RefSeq lists its product as uncharacterized. The record is from RefSeq and is a predicted model, not a curated record. Lineage: Eukaryota; Metazoa; Arthropoda; Arachnida; Ixodida; Ixodidae.
UGCUCAUGCCGCCGCUCCCCGUGUCGCCGGUUUUGCUUUUGCUUGUUUAGUUUUUUUUAGUUCUCGAAAGUGCCGCAGCACGCCUUGGCGCCACAACUAACCCCCACUGCUGCAGCCGCCAAGCCGCUGUUCUGCUUGGUGCGUGCGUGCGUUCGCAUGAUCUUGUGGCACUCGAAGGCUAUCGCCGCUAUCGCUUGUCACCAGUAGUCUGCGCAGUCAGGAGCGUUAGAUAACGACAGCAGCAGCACCAUUCCCGCAAUGGUGUACUGCUGCGUUCCUUUUUGCAAGUCGAGCGAUCGGCGGUCAACUGGGAUAUCGUUUCACGAGUUCCCCGUCACCCAGAUUCGACAGGAGUGGUUGAAGAAGAUCUCUCGACAGGCUGAAGGACCAGGAAAACAGCCAUGGGAGCCGAGCGACCGCAGCAAGGUAUGCAGCUUGCAUUUCAAGCCAGAAGAUUACAGAGAAGGCCUGAAGCUGCGCAAACUAAAACCAGAUGCCAUACCUUCAAUAUUCCCGAGCUACCCAGGGUAUAUGCAGGAACCAUCCCGAAAAGAGCGACAGCCUGUGAAAAGGUGUGCUGUGCCAGGGCUGUCACCAGACAAGCCUCAUGCAGAAGCAAAGAAAAAUAGGCCAGACAUACCCUCUCCUUAUAGGUCCCCGUCUGAGAAGAUUGAUGAGCAGGAAGACAAUUGUGUGGCUGGCAGCAGUACCGCACAUCAGGAGGAUGAAAUGCUGACAGAACUCUGCAGUGAACCCUCCUCUCUGCCUUUAAUUUUGCCUGCACCUGAAUCUUCUUUCUGCUUGCCUAAAACAUAUCAGAUGCCCAAACAUGGCAAAACUGUCCAGUGCCAGACAAGCUUUCACUGUCCCGAAUGA